AUGGGGUCGAAGUGGUUUGUAGCUGUGCUGCUUCUAGUGGUUCUCAUCUACCAACUGACCGCUGCGGCCCCCCAGAGUUCCCUGGCUGCUGAACCGAACAGACGCAUUAACAAUGGCGUCGAAGCGGGACCGACGGAUGUUCCGUUCAUUGUCGGUGUGCUGGUUACGUUCGCUUCCCGAACCUAUUUCUGUGGCGGAACACUCAUAUCCCUCCAGCACAUUCUUUCCUCGGCCAACUGUGUCGAUGGCUACCGAACAAUCACCGUGAUGCUCGGAGCAUACGAUAUGACGUUGGUACAGGACUUUAUCACCGUUUCGUCGGUUCUGGUUCACCCGAACCAUAGCAGCUUCUUCGAUUCAAACGAUCUUUCCAUACUGACGCUUUCUCGCGCAGCCCGCCUGAGCGAUAGAGUGCAGAUUGUCAGCCUUCCUACGCGUCUGUACGUCGGCCAUUCCUUCAACAACUACGAGGCUACCAUCUCUGGCUGGGGUCAGACGGGUUCGAGUACCGGUGAGCCUGUCCCCGUUCGGCGGUUGCUGUAUUUCCGCGCCCGGGUCAUCACCAACACCAGCUGCUUGGUGAGCUUUCCGCUGUACCUACGCUCGAGUAACAUAUGCACAUCGACGGAUACGGGUGCAGCCUGUGUAGGCGAUGAGGGAGGUCCGGUAACGGUGACAGAAAACGGUCAAACCUUCCUGAUUGGUGUGCAUUCGUAUAGCUUCUCGAGAGGUUGCGAGCGUGGUUGGCCCUCCGUGCACACGCGUAUUACCGAUUACCUAGACUGGAUCGAAAGCAACUCCGAUGCCGUUGUGGCGUAG
This is a messenger RNA of Anopheles bellator, 819 nucleotides long. Its product is annotated as brachyurin-like. Gene Ontology annotation, biological process: proteolysis. The record is from RefSeq and is a predicted model, not a curated record. The coding region runs from base 1 to 819 and encodes 272 amino acids. NCBI's taxonomy places the organism in Eukaryota, Metazoa, Arthropoda, Insecta, Diptera, Culicidae. The transcript is spliced from 2 exons. Gene Ontology annotation, molecular function: serine-type endopeptidase activity.